AGAGGAGGGGGUGCGGAGAGUUAGUGGAAACAAAGAAGCAAAAAGGUUGUAGCAGAAAUUGAACAACUUUCCAUCCUCUUAGUUUCUAUUCAGUUAGAAAAUUUUUAAAUGUUAGCAUUCGAGAGAAGAUUUGCACACUGCUUGGAGAAAAACACCAAGCUCUUCGAAUGUUUUCUCCAGAACAGAAAUAUUGACGCUAAUUUGUAUGGAGGUAUCAGGGUCUCGAAAUGAAUGCCCCAAGUAAACAGUUAUUCUUCCGCCAAACUUAUCUUGACUCAAAUUGUCAUGACAAUCCAACGACGAAAAAGUGCAUUAAAAAAAAUUGGAGACAAAUUCUCCGGGUGGCAAACAACUGGUGUUCUCUUGCUCCAGGGGUGGCAUUGCCACAAUGCAACCCCCUGGCUACGGGCCUUGAUCAAAACCCUAACAUGAAUUGCCAUAUUUUACGAAUGCCAAGUACAUCUCUAGCAAGGAAACGAAGCUGUCACUUGUGCUGUUUCCACGGUUCCACAAUGGUUUACACUUGGAUCGUGAUAGCAGCACAAACAACAUAUCUAGUGCACAUUGCAAAACAAGUUGUUUGCAGAUCAUAUUGAUAACAUAGUGUGUUUUAUUCAAUCAUGACUGUGUACUCACAGCGAGGUGCAAAGUGUCAGCUAUUCCAAGGAAACCGUCACCGUAUUCUGUGGUAAGGAUGGAAGUAAGGACAUCGUUUUUCAUACUUUGCCUGGUAUUUUUGUAUUUUACUGAUACCACAAGAGGUUGGUGGCUCUCUAGAAGGAGAAGACGAAGAUGCUCUCCAACAAACUGUCAAGUAACUGGUUGGUCAUCGUGGGGUACAUGUAGCUUUAGCUGUGGCAGCGCUGGGGUGCAAAGUAGGCAUCGCUCCGUCACCCGUAUACACAGCUGUGGGGGCAGCUGCUACCAUUUGUCAGAAGCAAGAGCUUGCAAUAGGAAAUGCUGUCCAGUUAACUGUGCUUGGAAUUGGGGUAAUUGGGGUGCAUGUCAAGGUUGUGGCACUGGAAGUAGAAGCAGGACUGUCGUUGUGUUGCGUAAUCCAUCAUGCGGGGGGACAACAUGUCCGAACUCAAGAAGCCAGUCACAGGCAUGUAACACUGGGAGAUGCUGCCCGGUGAAUUGCGCGGUCUCCUCUUGGGGUAGCUGGGGGUCAUGCAAUGCCCAAUGCGAGAAAAUGGGAGUUCGAUCACGAACAAGGACAGUUGUGACAGCUGUAUCGUGCAAUGGAACCCCUUGCCCAGGUCUCACACAGUACAACACGUGCAACGGACCAUGUUGCCUGAGGAAUUGUGUUUUGAGUGACUGGACAGUAUGGGGGACGUGCUCAGCCCCCGCAGGUCAAUGCAGUACGAAUUCAGGGACUCAUGCUAGAAGCAGAACUGUAGUUAGAGCACAGUCUUGUGGAGGCACCUGUUCUGCAUUGCAGGAAUCAAAAGCAUGUACACCAGUGCCUAUACAAUGCCAGGUUUCUCAAUGGAGCAGUUGGAGCACAUGUACACUGAAAAGUGGGUCUUGCGGAGCUGGCACUCAGGCCCGCACAAGAACGAUUGUCAGACAGCCAUACUGUGCCUCCGCUUGUCCAGCAACAACGGACAGAAGGGACUGCGUUCAUAGCUGCUGCCCGGUUGAUUGUACUCUGUCGCAAUGGACUGCAUGGGGAAAGUGCUCAGCAAACUGUGGCCAAGGAUCGCAAGUAAGGACACGCCAAGUGGCCACCCCUGCCAGUUGCGGUGGUGCCUGCAGCUCAGUCUUAUCCCAAGCCCAACAGUGCACCGUUGUUCAGAAAAUUGAUUGUCAGCUUGGUCCGUGGUCUAGUUGGUCUACAUGCAGCUCUGGUUGUGGCAACGGUCUUCAGCAACGAGCGCGCUCCAUAACGAGGCAACCAACUGCAUGUGGGUUGCCAUGUGGGAACCUAACCGAAACGAGGCAGUGUCAAAGCUACAGAGAGAACAGAGAUUGUCAGGUUAGCAGUUGGGCAGCUUGGGCACAAUGCAGCUCAAAUUGCUCAUAUGGAACUCAAGUUCGACUUCGAAACGUAAUCCAGACGAAGAGAUGUAAUGGAGCCAGCUGUCCCCCUUUGCAGCAAUCGAAAACUUGUGGGUUACCGAACGGUGGCUGUGGACAGCUUUGUCGAGAAGCAGAUGCGUCAUGUUACUGCUUGCCCGGUUACAAAUUGCGCAAUGGCACCCAUUGUGACAAGAAGGACUGCGGCAGGCCAGUCGCUGAUUAUUGCCCACCAGGAGAAGCAAAUGGAACUGUGUGCCGACCACCCUGGUUCACUUGCCCAAAUGGUGCUUCUGUUUUCCAAACCACAUGUACUGUUGGGUGCCCUUCUACAUAUCGACUGAAAGGGCUAGCUUCAGUAUCUUGUGAAGCCGAUGGCGAUUGGUCAGCGGGACAUAAAACAACGUACUGUAGACGUAUCAAUGACCCACCAUCAGAUAUUGUCCUCUCGGGUAGACAUGUUGUUCUUGAAAACAGUCCACCUGGUACACUUAUCGGCUUGCUUUCUUCUGUUGAUGUCAAUUCCAAAGACAACCACACUUACGUCUUGGUAUCUGAUGGUUUCUUGCAAGGGAAAUUCUUUAUCAUUGGAAACCAACUCUUGGCCCGGACUCCGUUUGAUUACGAGACUGAUGCAACAAGCUACUCCAUUGGAAUAACGAGUACUGACAACGGGAAUCCACCUCUGUCCUUCACCAAAUAUAUUACAGUCAACGUUGCUGAUGUGAACGAGCCUCCAAGUGAUAUUCUUAUUUCCAGCACGCAGAUUGCAGAAAACAGUGACGCGGGGUCUGUUGUUGGUGUACUUGAUACUCUCGAUGCAGAUGUAGGACAGAGAAAUGUUUACAAGCUCGUUGACUCGGCGAAUGGAAUGUUCAGGGUUCAAAACAACACACUUGAGGUGGCCAGGUCAAAUGGAAACUGCCUUGCUUCAGGUAGCCCAAAGUGCCCACUGAACUAUGAGAGUACGAAGCAAUACCAGAUUGAAGUUGAGAGUGCAGACGAUAGAACACCCUCAUUUAACAUCACGCGAAUGUUUAAUAUAACUGUAACGAACAGAAAUGAUCCGCCGUAUGAUAUAAGAAUUUCCAAGAAUACAGUCAAAGAGAAUGACCCUCAUGGCACUGUUGUCGGGCAGUUAAUUGCCAGCGAUGAAGAUGCGGGUCAAGCAGGGUCAAUGCGCUUUGCCCUCGUUAAUGACGAUGGAGGAAAAUUUGCAUUGACGAGUAAUGGAAGCGUAGUCAAAUCAAAAGAUAUUGAUUACGAGACUGACAAAUCUCAUGUGAUUGAGGUCAGAGCUACGGACAAUGGAUCACCUCCAGCAUCGAAUACUCAAAAAUUGACAAUUAUUGUUAUUGAUAUCAAUGAGCCUCCAGUAAACAUAACUAUUAGCCCACUUAAACCAUCAGUGCCAGAAAAUUCACCUGUCGGUACUGUUGUUGGAACUUUCGAGGCCUACGACAGCGACUUUACCACUGGCCUUAACCUCAUUUUGGAUGAUAAUGCUGGUGGAAGGUUUAAAAUUGCUGAUCGUCAGACCUGUAAAAAUGUGUCUUUGGAUGAUGCAAAAACAGUUUGUAGUGCCGAUUUGAUAGUCAGUGGUAGUUUGAAUUUUGAACAGUCAAAAUCGCACAAAGUAACAAUGCGAGCGGAAGAUCGAGGACAUUUUAUUCACAGAACCUUCAGCAUCGUCGUUGAAGAUACCAACGACCCGCCGUCAGAGUUGUUGAUAAAUGGUAAAGGAUAUGAAGACGUACGUGAAAACAGUCCUGGUGCAGUGGUCGGGAAGCUAUUUGCAGUCGACGAAGAUCACAAUCAGACACACCAGUUUUCUUUGAUUGAAAACAACGAUGGUGCAUUUGUGUUGGAAGACGAUAUGCUAAAACUUGCAUCGAAUUUCUCCUUUGACUAUGAAAACAAACGACUGUACACGGUGACUGUGAAUGUAACAGAUGAUGGUAUACCAGCCGCAUCAGUGCAGUUGAAAGUCGAUUUAAGAGUAACGAAUGUUAACGAGGAACCCACCGAUAUACAGCUGUCGGGUAGUUUCGUUGACGAGAAUUCGCCCGAAGAAACGGCUGUGGCGAAUAUAACUGUUACCGACCCGGACGACGCGUUACUGGCCGUGCCGAGAAGUUAUCAUUCGUGUAGGCUGCUCGAUAGUGCUGGUGGUAGGUUCAAGGUAGUGAAUCAGUUGUAUCUAGCUGUCGGUUCAGGUGAACUUAAUUUUGAGCGACAUUCUGUUCAUAUGAUUACUAUUGAAUGCUCGGAUGGGAAGCUGUCAGUUUCCAAGAGCUUCCCUAUCAACAUCAAUGAUAUAAAUGAACCACCAUCGGUGAUUAGACUGUCAAGAAACAAAGUCCCUGAAAAUGCUCAGAAUAAUAAACUCAUUGGCACUUUCUCAACGAUUGACCCGGAUAAUCUUGUCUCCGAGCGCCAGACGUUUAUAUACAGUGUUCCUAGCAACGAUUCACGUUUCCAAAUAACUACCAAUCAGUUAUUCAGCACAAUACCGUUUGACUUCGAGACAGAUCCAGUCUUAAUUGUGCAAGUAAUGGCAACAGACAACGGUGAUCCAGCACUAACCAAGGCUCAGAAUUUCCGUAUAGAGGUGACAGAUGAAAAUGAUGCACCAAAGGACAUUUCAAUAUCAAGUGACACUGUACCGGAAAACUGUGCUGAGAACACGGUAGUUGGUGCCCUGACCACCUCAGAUGAAGAUCUAAAUCAGCGUUUUACCUACAGUUUGGCGGACAGUGCAGAUGGGAGGUUCAAAAUAGAAGGAGAUUCUGUCAAGGUCGCUGUCUCAAAUGCAGAAUGUCUGAAGUAUGGCAAAACCUUUUGUCGUUUGAAUUUCGAAGAGCAAGCAAGUCAUACAAUUCAAGUCACAACAAUUGACAAUGGGAUGCCUUCCUUGUCCUUUACCAAGAAUAUAACUAUAUUUCUAAGAAAUGUCAAUGACAAGCCUCGUGACAUACGGUUAUCUAAUUACACUGUACCGGAGACUGCUCCAGUGAGUUAUGUUAUCGGACGGUUCACUGCUUCGGAUGAAGACAAGGGGCAAAUUUUGAAUUGCCUGCUGGUGGAAAACGAUGGUGGAAGAUUUGGUGUCGAUAGUAACUGCUAUUUGUACAAGGCUACGAAUGAAACGAAUUUCGAAACAAACAAAACACACAGCAUUACAGUUACAAUGAGGGACAAUGGAAGUCCACCGCUUGAGAUUGUGGCGAGUUUCCAGAUAGAAGUACUUGAUGUGAAUGAAGCACCAAUUAAAUCUACUAUUAAAAAUGACGGCGGGGAAUUGAAGUUCCCGGACGACAAUCCGGAAGUAGAAGAAAACUCUUCCAUUGGCACAGUUAUUGGAACAAUCUUUUCAUAUGAUAGUGAGCCUGUAGAGAAUCUAAGGUUUGUGUUGGAUGACAACGGUGCUGGUACAUUCAGCCUUGAUAAAAACAUUUUAUGCAGCAAUACAACCGGAAUGGUCGGAGCAAGAUCAAUGUGCUCGAUAAAGCUCCUCUUAAACAAAAAUGUGAAUUUUGAAGUUCAGUCAGUUUACAACAUAAUAAUUCGAACCAUUGAUAUGGAGGGACUUUUCCACGUGCAGCAGUUCACUGUGAAGGUUGUUGACAAAAAUGACGCACCAACUGGCAUUCUGAUUGGUGGAUUAAGCUACGCUAUUGUUCCCGAGAACCAACCAGGAACUAUGGUUGACGAAAUGACAACAAUCGAUGAAGAUCGCUCGCAAACUCACACGUACACAGUUUAUGGCAACAAUUCACAAAUGUAUGCUAUAUAUAAGACGUACCUAUUUCUUUCACGUGGCAAUGGGUUUAACUACGAAGAUAAGAGUUCUCACAUGAUAACACUGGGCACUGUUGAUUCAGGGCAGCCUCCAAUGAGCUUCAAUGGAACAUUCGAGCUGCGAGUACAAGACGUAAAUGAGGCUCCUACUGAUAUAGUACUGGAUAAAGCAACCGUGGACGAGAAUUCCCCAGUUGGCACUGGCAUCGGUAAUAUAUCAGUCUCAGAUCCAGACAACGAAGGAGCGCGAGGUGCUUGGCAAAGUCAUUCAUGUGCUAUUGCUUCCGGAGCAUCUGGUUUCCUUACGAUUGCAGGAAUGCAGCUUGUUGUAGCCCAUAACGGGAUCGAUUACGAAAAGACAAGUUACAUGAACAUAAGCAUCAGAUGCGAAGAUUCAGGCAGCCCUAAGCAAUUUUUGGAGAAGUCGCUCGUUAUCCAAGUUCAAGAUGUGAACGAGAAACCAUCAAAUAUCCUGUUAUCCAGUAACGUCAUUCCUGAGAAUACGCCGCCUGGAGGUAUAGCAAUGCUCUCAACAAUCGACCCAGACAAUACAAAUCCUGAAUCAUCUGAUGUACAGUCAUUCACCUACUCAAUUACAAACAGUGACUCUGAUUUACCCUUCGAGAUAUCUGGAAAUAUUCUACAAACAAGCAGAUCCCUUGAUUAUGAAAACCAGACCUCUUGGAUGCUGAAGAUACGCUCGGUGGAUGAUGGAACCCCACCAUUGUUCGUCGAUCAGGACUUUGUAAUCAAUAUAACCGACGUAAAUGAGCAGCCAUACGACAUUAUACUUGAUCAAUCCAUUGUGGAUGAGAACUGCCCUCUCGGAACGGUCGUUGGGUCUUUGUCAUCACAUGAUCCUGACAAUGGGCAAUCAUUCACAUACAGCUUGGUCGAUAACGCAGGGGGCUUGUUCCGUAUCCACAACAACCAGCUAAAGGUAGCAGUAGACAACAGGAAUUGCCUUGCAUACGGAGGUAACUUCUGCCGUAUCAACUUCGAGAAACAGCAGAGCGUUGAUAUUAGAGUGAAAACCGAAGACAACGGCACCCCGAAUCUAGGCUUUGAAAAAACGCUCACUUUUUCCAUUAGAGACAUCAACGAUAGGCCACGUGAUAUUCAACUCUCAGCCAAUUAUCUUCCUGAGAAUGCCACCAAAGGUUUCCAAAUUGGUAGUCUGACGGCGAAUGACGAAGAUGGACAGAAUAUUACAUUCAGAUUGACAAAUGAUGACAACGGAAGGUUUGCACUUUCCGGUGACGGUUUUGUUGUCAAAGCGAAGGACACUAAUUAUGAGAACGCAAAGACACACAAAAUAACGGUUGAAGCAAGUGACCAUGGAAACCCAGUUCUGACAAUUUCCAAAGAUUUUGUCAUUGUUGUGCAAGAUGUAAAUGAAGCUCCUACAAAGAUUGAAAUCACCUCAGACAGAGGCCAGAUUUCCUUCCCCAAAAAUUUACCUCGCGUAAACGAAAACACAGCUGUAGGCACGAUUGUUGGUACUUUACAUGCUUACGAUGAAGAUGCGGUUGAAAGUCUGAGGUUUUCCCUUGACGAUGACGGCAAUGGAACGUUUUCAGUAGACAAUACGGCUUCUUGCUCUAACUCCAGUGAUAGUGAAAAGACAUUACAUACAGUGUGUACAGCUCUUAUAAAAGUGGCUGGUGCUAUCAACUAUGAAGAAGACAGCACAAAGACGAUCAUAGUAAGAGUAGAGGACAACAAAGGGUUGCAUCAUUCGCAGCUCUUCUCCGUUGUAGUGAGGGAUCAGAAUGAUAGGCCAAGUGAUAUAUGGUUGAAUGGGCUUCAUACUGGAUAUGUUAACGAAAAUGAAGACAAUCAGCUGAUCGCAACUUUCGAGACCAUUGAUGAGGACAUUGGUCAGAGCUACAGUUAUCGAAUACUAAAUGAUGGCAGUGUGCCUUUCGUCAUAAGUGGGGGAAAGCUGUACACCGCACCACACGCAUCUCUCAACUAUGAAGCCAAGAACUCGUAUACAAUUGGAAUUGAAUCAACUGAUAACGGAAACCCUCCAAUGUCUUACCAGAGAAAUCUAACUGUUAAGGUUCUUGACAUAAACGAAGCACCAACUUCAUUAAGCCUUUCAAGUUUAUCCGUAAACGAAAAUAGUCCGGUUGGUACUUUGGUGGGCAACAUCUCUGUUAAUGACCCAGACAACGAGGGAAAAUUCAGUGGAAGACAAAAGGCAAUGUGCCGGGUAAUCGUUGAUACGUCAGCCUCAUUUGAGGUAAAAGAUGGUGUGAAAUUGGUCGUUAAAAGAGCGACAUUGAAUUACGAAAGGAAAGCAAGCUAUAGUAUGAGACUGCGAUGUGACGACAACGGAAUUCCGAGCAAAAGCAUAGAGAAAGAUGUUACUGUUAGGAUAUUGGACGUUAACGAGGCACCAACAAGCAUUAUCCUCUCUGCUGGGUCAGUGGCUGAAAAUGUCGGGCCAGUGACGAUCGGAAGGCUCGUUGUUACUGACGAAGAUACCACGCCACAGACAUUUACCUUCGCUAUCAUGAACAGGGGAGUGCCUCUGAAAAUUAUUGGAAACUCUCUGCAAACAACUCGGCCGCUGAACUACGAACAGCAAAAUGUGUACACAAUAUCCGUGAAAGCAAUCGAUCAAGGAAGUUUGAGCGUUGUUGAAAACUUCACCAUCCACGUUCAGGAUCGAAAUGACCGCCCAUCGUCUGUCCUUUUCACUGGAUCUCUUACACUUGAAGAGAAUUCGGCGCCAGGCGUGCUUGUUGCAACGGCAUCAGCUGUUGAUGAGGACUUCUAUCAGACGCAUACCUACUCUAUUACAGGAAUCGUUGGCUAUGGCGCCCAAACUGUGAUGCAACUACCUGGUUACUUCACAAUUGAGUCUUCAUCAGGGAGAAUAUCAUCAGUAUCAUCAACGAUAGACUAUGAAGAAUUCAAAGCUAUAAACAUCUCGGUGCUUGCAACAGAUAACGGGAUUCCCCCGUUAAGCAUCUCCAGCACCGUAACGAUCCGUGUGCGUGACGUCAAUCAUCCUCCUACAGACAUUAUUUUGAGUGGUAGACAAAUGGUUGUUGAGAACUCACCACAGAACACAGUCGUCGGCAAUUUGACAGUCGUAGAUCCUGAUAACAAAUUUGGUCCUAAGCAGACGUUUUCCUGUGUUCUGAAUAGGACAGCAAACACUGAUAUUCCCUUCACGAUUGCUAACAAGAUUAUGCUGAUCGUCUCUGGUGCUGUGAAUUACGAGAGACAACAGACCUUUUCACUUCAGGUAACCUGCAAAGAGGACCAUGUGAAUCCCUACAACAUAACCAAAACAUUUAUCAUCAAUGUUCAGAACAUAAAUGAACGGCCAACUUUCAACAUCUCAUCAAAGACUGUACCGGAAAACCAACACCCAGGAGCCUUUGUUGGGACUAUCGUUGCUAUAGACCCAGACAACGAGCUGACAUAUGUUGACAAUGUGACAAUCGAUUUAUUGCCUGGGCUUGAUUCAGCUGCUUUCCGAUUGGUUGGCGGCGCGUCACUGAUAACCAAUCAGCGAUUCGAUUACGAGACUAAGAGCAGAUUCUCUGUCAAGAUUCGCGCUACGGAUAAUGGAAGCCCUCCUCUUUCAACAGAACAAAUCCUAGAUAUAACGAUACAAGACGUCAAUGACCGUCCUCAAGAUAUCACCCUGUCUUCAACAAUUGUGGCGGAGAACUCGCCCUCUGGAACAAUUGUUGGUACUUUGAGCACAGUUGAUGAAGAUGCUGGACAAACUCAUAUCUUCAACCUCAUCAACAAUAUAGAUAAUUUGGCGAUACAUGGAAUGCAUCUUAUCGUAGCUGGAAAACUCGAUUUUGAAACAGAAGCAUCAAUCAGCAUAAUGAUAAAUGCGACUGAUUCCGGGAAUCCAGCGCUGAGUUUCCAAAAAUCUUUCAACAUAACCAUUACGGAUUCCAAUGAUGCACCAUCCGAUAUUGUCGUCACACUUUAUCCAGUACCAGAGAACAACACAGCUGACAGGGCCGUGGCUAAUCUUAAAGUAAUCGACGAAGAUCGAGAUCACAGAGUUCGCUCAUGCUCUGUUGUCAACAACCCUGGCUUCUUUUUCUUCAGAAGUGGAGCUAGUACCGAUACUGUCGAUAUGUGGAUCAGGGGAAGUGCUACCUUGGAUUUUGAGACUGCUCCAGUUAUCAAUGCAACAGUACAAUGCUUCGACAAUGGCUCACCAGCUUUAUCAGUGCAAAAACAGAUAAGCAUUGCUGUUAUUGAUUCCAAUGAUAAACCAACAGAAAUCUUGAUCAAUGGAGGAAGUCGGGUCUUGUUACCGGAGAAUUCACCACCAGAAGCAGUGGUUGGGCAGCUGACAUGCGUUGAUCAAGACAAAAGCCAGAAACACUCGUACACAAUGUAUUCCAAGGAUGACGUUUUCAUGAUUAAUGAGAAUUCUGUUCUUUUACGCGUGAGAAACGCGUCUCGGCUGGACUACGAGGCAUUGCCCGCUUCCAAGACCAUCCCAAUAACCAUAAAAGUGACUGAUAACGGCCAGCCUAGUUUGUCUUUAUCUGCCGACAUCCAAGUAGAAAUCACGGAUGUUAACGAGUUCCCAUCUAAUAUCCGUAUGGUGAACCUUGUUGGUAACGAGGUACCAGAAAACACAACGGUUGGCACACACAUUGGAGAACUUUUUGCCGAUAACCCAGAAGGAUUCAAACAACUUUUGACCUUUUCUGCAUUGAACUGGCGGGAUACAUUCCAAGUUGUCGAGACCCAUGGACCUGCUAAGGUAUCUUAUUUAGCCCUUAAAAAAGAACUUGAUUUUGAUACAGUUCAGAAUUAUAAUCUAAGCCUGAAUGUUAGUGAUAAUGGCGUGCCACCGCUUUCGGCCCAAGGAAUGGUCGUAAUUAAAGUAAAACGGUCUGACCCAUGUUUUACGGGCACCCUGGACUGCGGAGAAGAGCUUUGCCAGCGCAUUAACAGCACCCACGGAAACUGUGGAUGUCUGCGUGGUUACGAGCCAAAAAUGGGCACUUGUCAGCAAAUAGACGACUGCAAGGCUGGCUGCCAGUUUUGCGAUGAUCCGGACAAGGCAUGCAAGUCCAAAGCAACUUGCUUGCCAUGCAGCAACAACGGAACUUGUGUUGACAAGCUGAUGAGCUUCAGGUGUGUUUGUCAACCAGGGUUCACUGACGAUCGCUGCAAGACAAAUAUUGACGACUGUGCAGGAGCACCAUGUCAGCAUGGCACAUGCUUCGAUCUCGUUAACAAUUAUCGAUGCGAAUGCGACGAUGGUUACGAGGGUCGCAACUGUGAGAUCGAUAUAAAUGAAUGCAACAGAAAAGAGUGCGUGAAAGGUGACUGUUCAGAUCUUGUAGCAGGAUUUUCGUGUUCGUGCUCUGAAGGUAUCUGGGGCUUAGUAUGCAACAGACUGGAAAAAGAUUGUAAUCCUAAUCCAUGCGGUAAUAAUGUCUGCGUCCCUCCUGGGUAUGCCGAUGUUAAAAGCUUAGAUAAAGGUGGUCAAAAGGUUCUUUGUGCCACUGAGAACCAAGUAGUGACACUUUCUUUUCCUUCGACGUCAGUUCCAGAAAAUACCCUGUUGCAGAACAAAUGGAAAUACACAUUUAGAAGCUUUAUAACAAAAUUGGUUGAUAUCCCGUACUAUGCUGUUGACCUCGACGAAGAUUUAUCAAAUGGAGGCUUCUUUAAGGCUACUGAUGUUGUUAUGUAUCCCUUAAAGUCAUCAAAGACGAAGAGAAAUGUUCUCUCUGAAUCAAAGCAUGUUUUGUUUCCUUUGGCUAUCAGAGUUAAAGAUAACCUUGUGGCGCAAGAUUCUUUCUUGAGGGCUGUCAAUAAAACUUGUUCCAGAUUGCAAAAGUCUUCGAUAUAUUGGGUUUAUUGCGAUGCUUCCUACCAGCGGAUCAAGGAACUUGGUAUUACAGCCGAAACAGGAAAGAGUUCGAAAGACAAAGAGGGAGACGUUGGUGGCUUCAAGAUCCUUAAGGGUAACAACAUUUACAUUCUAAUUGGCGGUGGAGCUGGUUUAUUAAUGAUGGUCGCAUUUGUUCUAAUCGCACGAAUAAGGAAACGAAACGCACGUAGGAAUGCCGCUGCGGAGGCGACACAAUUUCCUGGCGAUGUUGGCGUUAACUAUUAUGAUGCAAUGGAGAGACAUAUAGCUAAGAGAUGUGACACAGAUGUUGCCAUGGUAAACCCAAUGUACGGCGAAGAUGAAAAUGAGGUCAAUAACCACAGCAAAAUGUUUUCUAACCCGUUAUAUGGAGCUACAAACCUUACUCACGACGAAGAUGACAACACUGAAACCAGUGAGGAUCCUGGCCUAACUAAUCCUUUGUACAGCCAAGUGCAGUGGUAUGGUGAUGAAGUCAGGUCAAACAAAGUGCCCAGUGACUCUGAUUGCUAAACUGUUUGGUUGGACUGCUCCAACUUGCUUGCAAUGAAGCUUGGUGCUGAUUUUGUAGAUAGUAAGCUUAGGGUUUAUUUUUUUCGUUUUAGAGUAUUAUCUUAAUUAUUUGCUGUGAUGAUAGAUAUUUUUUAUUUCCUGUGAUUAGAUUGCAAAGAAGGGGAUUCGUUGGACAUGAUCAUUAGUCAAGGAAAUUCCAGUCGUCGCUUAACCCAGAGCAUCGCGCUAUAGUGUAACCAGUCUGAAAGUUGUUGCUUAUUUUCUUGUACGAUGUGUCUGCAGCACUUCUGCAGGUGUUUUCUCUACGAUGUUUCUCCAAAAUACAAACUAAGACCAAUGUCUUUGAUUAAGUGUAAUUUGGUGGCCUAUUUUUUAAGGAAAAACUCCAAUUACUUAUGGAAGGUUAUGUUCUGUUUUUCAUUUAAAACUCCCAAUUCAAGUAUUUCCUUUCUGCUAAGGCAUAUUCUUUUUUGGUAGUCUAUUACACCACUUUAAGCAGCAAUUUCACGUUAAAACAUAGUAGGUCUUUAAAGAAAUUCUUGUCUCCUUCUUUGCUUUGAGCUAUUUGUGCAUUUGAUACGUAGUUUUGUUAGUUGUUUUAAUUACAAAUCGCUUUUCAAUGUCUCUUGCAUUGUUUGGAUUUUUGUGGAAUAUUAGAAAUGAAAGAAUUUGUUUUAAAUUUUGAAUUGUUCAUAAUUGAAAAAUGAAAGUUAUCAAAUUUUGAGAAGCAAAAUAUCCUUGACUGUUGUAAUAAUUAAUAUGUAAUGUUUUACUUGAAUAGUAUUGCAAAACCUAUUGUAAAAAGUAGAUUAAGCUUAGGGUUUAAAUCGUGGACUCCGGGAAAAUGGUUGUUCUGUGUGCACUGCCAGAUCAGGCACAUAGCACAACAUUAUUGCAAUACGUAGAACAUUGAUCAAAUCUUAGCUAUGCAUAAUCGUUGACCAAAUAGUGUUUCAACAGUUCAAAUGAGCUAACUCAAGCAAUCUCUCCGUAUUGACUUAGCCAGUUUGUAAAAGUCUGACUCAGCCAUAGCUGUCAAGAUUUGAUCGAUGAUUUGGUUUUUGGGGAAAGUAAUGUUAAAAUUUCUUGAAUCGAUUAUCUCGAUUGAUUAAUGUUGUACAGCACCAACUGGUUUGGUUUUAGGUUGAUUUUGUCAUUUUCGUAUUGUAUUGUAAAUGGACGUAUAAGGUGAUAGGGCACUGCUAGGCAGCUUAAAGUUGAAAUUUUUAAUUAGCCUCGUUCUUUGGAGCUGAAUUUCAAUUCAUGAGUCAUAUCUAAGGUCCUAGACAACGACGAAGUUGGCCAUACACCUGAACCCUUAACUUUGUCGGCCAUAUUCUUGAGUUGGGUCUGAUAUCCACACUAAGUUCUUGAAUAUAAUCUUUUUCCCCUAGUACGCUUUAGGACUCAAAACUAACCAGUUAUGUCUGUUUUGAAAAAUUGGAGAACAUGAAUGUCAUAUAUCAUAAGUUAAUUCAAGUUAACAAAAAGAGCUGCCUAUUUAGUAUAUUGCCCUACACGUAUCAAAACGUUUGGUAGCUUUUUAAAAUUUGUAGUCUUAUGAAAGUUACAGCUACUGAGCUCGUUUUCAAUUGCAUAAACACACACUUUUUGCACUUCAUAGAUUUUAGAUUUACUUGAUUUUUAUAAAAAAGUUGUAUUUUUCUGUCUCGCAAAGGCUCCUAAAUGCUCAUUCGAAUACUGUCAAAGGCCAUCGUUAUUUCAUCGUCAUCCAUCAAUCACCAUGUCUGGUAAAUGUAUACUGCCGUAAUGGGCGUAGGGACUAUGGGG
Molecule: messenger RNA, 14011 nt
Organism: Rhopilema esculentum
Lineage: Eukaryota; Metazoa; Cnidaria; Scyphozoa; Rhizostomeae; Rhizostomatidae
Product: cadherin-23
Biological process (GO): cell migration; homophilic cell-cell adhesion; multicellular organism development
Cellular component (GO): catenin complex; membrane
Molecular function (GO): calcium ion binding; beta-catenin binding; cadherin binding
Source: RefSeq, a predicted model, not a curated record